Molecule: messenger RNA, 1736 nt
Organism: Astrephomene gubernaculifera
Lineage: Eukaryota; Viridiplantae; Chlorophyta; Chlorophyceae; Chlamydomonadales; Astrephomenaceae
Source: the annotation of a GenBank genome assembly
CGGCACGGCAACGGCACACCAGCCCGGCGACAGCAGCCACCACAGCAGCAGCCGCGGGAGCGGCCACAGCAGCAGUCACAGCAGCGCCGCUUGCACCCGCAGCAGCAGGCCCAGCAGCAGGCCCAGCAGCAGGUGCAGCAGCAGGUGCAGCAGCAGGUGCAGGCCCAGCAGCAGCAGCAGGUGCAGGCAAGGCAGCGGAAGAAGGCUGCGGGGACGGAGGCCGUACCACGACCUCCCCUUGCGCCGGCAGCGAGGAGUGGGGCCGCCGACACCACCAGCAGCGGCAGCGGCAGCGGCGGGGCUAGGGGAGGCGGUGUCGGCUGGGAAUAGAGGGAAGGAAAGGCGGUGGAUUAACGCCAGGGAAGGUCGGGGCGCAGGUGCAGGGCCCAGGCCAGGGGAGGUGUCGUGAGGUCUUGUCGAGCCGCUUGUAAGGCGGACGCGUCGUGUGUUGCCGGGAGCCGGCUGCGGUGUUGGGGUGGUGCGCUGGCCUCCUGCUGCGCAGUGGUGGCACGGCACCGUGGCAGGAAUCCCGGGACUGGUAGUGGGGAUACCUGCGUCAUUACGCGAUUCCAGCAACCCCUCGCCGCCCGUAUGUGCUGUGUUUUGUACGCUUGAGGCACCACCAUGGAAGCGGUGCUGUACUAGUUGCGAACUGGGUUUUAAAGCAGUUUAAUGGGACGUAUGCCGUACGUUAUCCUGCCGUGCCAUAUUGGCAACACGGCAGUCGUGUGACCCCGUGCAACCGUAUUGUUAAUCACUGGGGUGGGGUGGGGACGGCUGUGCGUGGAGGAGGGGUGCACCGGGAUCAUCUGGGUCUAGCACUGGCGCCAAGCCGCGCUGCUCUGUCCCUCUGGCUGUGUUGCUGCCCCCAGGGUGGCCUACCUGACUCUUUUGCAGACCUGCGACUUUAGGGUUGGGUAACGGACCACUGCACGACACUGUCGAUGAGGGGUUUUGUUGUAGGACCUUUCGAGCUCAAGACGGAUGCCGUCGCGACCGCAGACCGGCUGUGUGUUUAGGACAGUGCUCGUGUCCCAAGGGUGGGGCAUUCCCGCCGUGCGGGCACGGCACGGACUGGAAGCCGUUAUUGCGUCCGUUGUUGCUGAUGAGGAGUCCGCCGCGGAUUGCUGUAGCGUUUGUUGGUUUGUUACCGUGCAUGGUGUAUUGGUGUUCAUGGUGCAAGGCUGCGCUCGAAAGUGACCGGCGUCGAGCUGGCCCUGUAUUGCUAUACACUCUUACAUAGCGACUUGUGCGAGCCGCAACUGUCAACGGAUUGUCAAUGCCACAUGCCAAAGCAUAAUCUUUAGCAGGAUCGCGGCCCUUCAAAAAGUUACGCCGGUUAGCUAGCUAGUGAACACGCAAUAGAAUGCCGCGGUACGUACGUGUGGUGCGUGCCGCGUAUUAAAAGGUUUCGGGGAAAGUUGUAGAGCGCAGCUUGCAGAUGUUGAUUGAGAAGAUGGCAGGCUGCUACUGGGCAUGGCAUCUGAUGAUGUUGAUGAAGAUGAACGCAGCGUCCAUAGGAUUAUUAGACGCGCUUGGUUGCCUGGGUGCUGUGGUCAGUCUAUCUGUCCGGUUGGAAGAAAAGAGGUCGAGUUGUCACUUGUCAGUGUACCAUUAUACGCUGCCCUUGACGCAUAUGCCAUCGUGCGCAGUGCCAGUGCCAGGCCCUGUAAGCGUGGUAGUUGAGAAGCAUCUUGGCAACAGACCGUACCGCGCCGCUCAAUUCCUAGCAGCCC